GCCCCAGCGGUGAUUGACUGAGGCGCAAGAGGGGUUUCCGGUUGAGCCGUUGGCGACGCUGCGUUUCCCCUUGUCGGUGCCGGAGGUGAGAGGAGUCGGGAGGCAGUGCAGCGAGCGAGUCAGUCGCCGAGAGGCCGGACCUCGGGGAGGUGGUGGUGUGUGUAACCCUCCCCCCCGAUGCUUGUGGUGGCUCACCGUUUUACAAGGAGGACAGAAGAGGACUGACUUGGCACUGAAUGCCUCUGCAGCACUUUUUCAGUAAUAGAGUGUGAUUAACCAAGGAUGACAAUGGAAGAGAUGAGGAAUGAAGCUGAGACGACCUCCAUGGUUUCCAUGCCACUCUAUGCUGUGAUGUACCCAGUGUUCAAUGAGCUGGAGCAUGUUAAUCUAUCAGCUGCACAGACACUUAGAGCUGCUUUCAUUAAGGCAGAAAAAGAGAACCCUGGUCUCACCCAGGACAUCAUAACCAAAAUUCUGGAAAAAAAGAGUGUGGAUGUUAAUUUCACUGAAUCAUUACUGCGCAUGGCCAGUGAUGAUGUUGAAGAGUACAUGAUUGACAGACAGGAACCAGAAUUCCGGGAGCUAAAUGAAAAAGCACGAGCACUGAAACACAUUCUCAGCAAAAUUCCUGAUGAGAUCAAUGAUAGGGUCAGAUUUCUUCAGACAAUCAAGGAUAUUGCCAGUGCAAUAAAGGAGCUUCUUGACACUGUGAACAAUGUUUUCAAAAAAUACCAGUACCAGAACCGCAGAGCGCUUGAUCACCAAAAGAAAGAAUUUGUCAAAUACUCCAAAAGCUUCAGUGACACUUUAAAAACCUACUUUAAAGAUGGAAAGGCAAUUAAUGUGUUCAUCAGCGCCAAUCGGUUAAUCCACCAAACUAACUUGAUACUGCAGACCUUCAAAACUGUUGCUUAGAACCUCCAUUUGUGAAGCUUUUUAAUUUUCAAUCUUAAAAGGUUGACCUUUAUAUGUAAAUUUAAAUAGUUACAACUGUGUAAAUUAACACAUCCAUUUCAGAACUUGAAAAUGUUGAAUAAAAUAAUUGUCAACUUGCACCAUAUUUUUGUAAAACAUUGUAGCUAAUCAUGAUUUCUCGUUUUAAAAAAAAUUGCAUAACUUUUGCUAUUACUAUUGUAUCCAAAACAAAGCCAAAAGAAUUUGCGCCUUAACAUAUCUUAAUGUAACAUUCCUUUGUGUAAAUAUUGGUGUUAUGUUUCUGAAGUUAACUUGCUGGCAAAAAAAUACAAGUUAUGUAUUUAACAUAAUUAGUUGCAAAUAAAUAGUUCACAAUUUGA
Messenger RNA from Chiloscyllium plagiosum (whitespotted bambooshark), 1295 nucleotides. It is a transcript of the gene pdcd10a, whose product is annotated as programmed cell death 10a. NCBI's taxonomy places the organism in Eukaryota, Metazoa, Chordata, Chondrichthyes, Orectolobiformes, Hemiscylliidae. Gene Ontology annotation, biological process: regulation of Golgi organization; positive regulation of MAP kinase activity. Gene Ontology annotation, molecular function: protein kinase binding. The record is from RefSeq and is a predicted model, not a curated record. Gene Ontology annotation, cellular component: FAR/SIP/STRIPAK complex.